Messenger RNA from Pestalotiopsis fici W106-1, 543 nucleotides. RefSeq lists its product as uncharacterized. The transcript has a single exon. The coding region runs from base 1 to 543 and encodes 180 amino acids. The record is from RefSeq and is a predicted model, not a curated record. NCBI's taxonomy places the organism in Eukaryota, Fungi, Ascomycota, Sordariomycetes, Amphisphaeriales, Sporocadaceae.
AUGCUGCUAUCAUACAUCAAGUUCUCACCCGCUUUGGGCGCGCUCUCUGCCCUAGGCCAUUGUCUCCCCACGACUACAUCAACGUCGUCUAUCAGCAUUCCUACUCCCACUUACCUAUUCACCGCUGAACUCUACAUCGGUAAUAUCCUCACGCCACCGAUUCCUCUGCUUGAAGGCGGGAGUGUCACCAUUGAGCCAUUGGUCAACGGCACCGUCAAGGGACCUGCCCUUAAUGGCACCAUUUACUCUGGAUUUGCUGCUGCAACCGUCGUGUCCAACAACACCGUCACCGGCAAUAACGUCACUGUCCAAGUCCCUUCCAUCUAUGUCUAUGGCGAGACCAGUGAUGGAUUGCCCUUUUACGUUCAGGAGACUGGUGUAGGGCCCAUAGCAGGCCAGAACACGCGCCUCCAGAUUGCGGUUGGGGGCAAGCAUAGUAGCCUACAGACGGCCUUCAUUAUUGCGCAGCCAAGCAUUAAUAUGGCUCGCACCAAGGUCACGGUGCCGUGUUUCAGCAUACCCUUGGCUCCAGGUAUUGCUUAA